AUGGGUCGGCAACCGAGACAACGUCCAAUUUCGUGCCACCUGUGUAGGGUACGAAAGUUACGCUGCAGUCGCCAGUUUCCGUGCUCCAACUGCACGUCUCGCGGCGUCGUUUGCCAGCAUGAAGGCGUUGCGGUCACGGCAGCUGCGGCAGGGACCCAGCAGCAGGUAAAAUCGCCUGUCCUGAAAGACAUGUCCACGAUGGACCUCUUGGCCCGGCUGGAACGCCUCGAGAGCAUCGUUGCGGCCCAGGGCAGGGAGAGGACGGAGCCCCCGAGCCAGAGAGAAACGCCCAGGAACGAGUCUGAGAGAUCAACGCAUCCAAGUCCUGCCACAGUCUCGCGCCCUGUGCCUCCCAGGCUUCAGCGUCUGACAGCAGAUGCUCUGCAGCUUGAGCGGACUUGUUCAGAUCAAGUAUUGACGGACUCGUUGAUAUCUGAACCUAUUGUUUUCCGCACCUGUCCCAUCCGGUUGGCCCCUGGUCAACCGUCGUACACUUUUCAGAAUAACACUUUUCAAAAUAACAGUGCUCCCUCAAUGGUAGGACCAAUGGACGUUGUGAAGUGCAUCUGGCUGCCGCAGCGAGACGAGAUGCGCGUUAUACUCCAGAAGUAUAUAGCUGAUAUUUCCUUUUUCUACCACAUUGUCCAUGUCCCCGCACUCCAGAGCCUCCUUGAAGAUAUAUACGCUGGCUUGGAAGCAAACGUACGCGUUGAUGUUGGCGGCGUGCUAUUGCUUCUGAGCAUAUGUGCGAGCACAACGUAUGCAUGGUCGACCCCCGACGAUAUCAGAUGUAUAUUCGCAAAUCCAGCCGAAGCGAACGGUCAGUCGACAUUUUGGAUUAAGCAAGCUCUGGAUGUCAUCAGCCAUUCGCAAAAAACUGCGCAUGCAUCGCUGGAGUGUAUCCAGGGCCUCAUCAUCCUCUUUUUUGCCUUUUGUAAUCACGAGAGCGUCUCAUUCCGUGCCCGUAAUGUCUUCAUGUACGCCAACUCAAUGGCCACGGAGCUGCUAUUGCAUCGCAUCGAUGACCCUACGGCCAGCUCAAUGCCGAUGCUUGUUCGAAUGAGUGAGGCAAAAAAGGAAAUCGCCAGGAGAGUUUGGUGGUUCAUGGUUGCAACUGACUGGACGCUUGCUCAAUUCAGCUGUCCACAAGAAGGGGUUUGCCUCAUCCACAAAAACCAAAUGGCAGUAAACAAACCGCGGAAUACAAACGACGAAGACAUUAUCGAGGGAGGAGAAAUCAUCGACAGACCAGAAUCCGAGGCGACUUGUAUGUCGUACUUUAUCCAUCGCAUCCGCUUAUCAGAGAUCUGUCGAAAUUUGCUUGACGGCACGCCUGUGGGCACCCAGACUUCCGAGUCUAUAGCAUACCAGGACAUACUAGAUGCCGACGCAAAGCUUAACCAGUUCAUCCAGAACGCCCCGAGCUUCUUUUCGAUUGACUGUCCUGGCUUAGAUGACCUUCCUGCCACAGAUGUUAAACGCUCAUUUUUCAUCACUACACAGCGCUAUACGUUGAAUCUGCUAGUUCACCGGCAGCUGUGUAAGAUUCACCUCCCGUAUCUGGCUCAGGGGACCAUCGAUCCGGCGUAUGCGUAUUCACGCGACGCUUGCCUGAGGUCAGCCAGAAUCAUUUUCGAGCUCGAUCAUCAGCUACAAAACGAAAAUAUACCCUUUUCCAAAUCUCGUUUGAGACUAUCGAUGGUGCUGCGGAGUGUGUUCUUGGCCAGCAUUGCGCUCAUGCUGAAUGCCUGUCUCAAAGGUGAUGCUGAGGACAAUGCAGAGGGAGAAGAUGAGGUGGCCGGGGCAUGGAAGAUUCUGCACGAAGUACAAGACCAGUUUCCUCCGGCAGCGAAAUUGCUGGAGCUUUCUAUCAAGAUUCUUCGGAAGUACAAGAUUAAGCACCGCGCUCUGGAUCUAUUGCAGCAACAAGUCUCGAGGAUAUCUCCGUAUAGCGACUCAUUUCCCAUGACGCCAGAAUCGGCGAAUCAAGAUAUCCGAAUGAGUUGCAUGCAACAGAAUGUCGGCACAGAAACCGAGAACAUACUACUGGAGCAGCAUUGGCAGAUGCUGGAAGGGAAGAUGGACUUGAAUGCAAUAGAUUGGGAUAAGCUGUUUUGGGGUAUCGACGCACCGUUUAUUUAA
Trichoderma atroviride IMI 206040 is the source of this 2142-nucleotide messenger RNA. RefSeq lists its product as uncharacterized. Gene Ontology annotation, molecular function: zinc ion binding; DNA binding. Gene Ontology annotation, biological process: DNA-templated transcription. NCBI's taxonomy places the organism in Eukaryota, Fungi, Ascomycota, Sordariomycetes, Hypocreales, Hypocreaceae. The record is from RefSeq and is a predicted model, not a curated record.